Molecule: messenger RNA, 4318 nt
Organism: Talpa occidentalis (Iberian mole)
Lineage: Eukaryota; Metazoa; Chordata; Mammalia; Eulipotyphla; Talpidae
Gene: TGFBR2
Product: transforming growth factor beta receptor 2
Exons: 7
Coding region: 153-1859 (568 amino acids)
Biological process (GO): heart development; protein phosphorylation; cellular response to growth factor stimulus
Cellular component (GO): signaling receptor complex; plasma membrane
Molecular function (GO): metal ion binding; SMAD binding; activin binding
Source: RefSeq, a predicted model, not a curated record
UGGCCAGCCCGCGCCACAGCUGGCUCGAACAUCUGCCUGGCCCGCCCGGUGCGGGGUCCCGAGAGGGCGCAGCGCGGAGGCACAGCCGGGGUCCGGGAAGGCGCCGUCCGCUGUGCUCAGAGCUCGGUCUAUGACGAGCAGUGGGAUCUGCCAUGGGUCGGGGGCUGCUCCGGGGCCUGUGGCCGCUGCACAUCGUCCUGUGGACGCGCAUCGCCAGCACGAUCCCACCGCACGUUCAGAAGUCGGUUAACAACGACGUGGUCGUCACAGACAACAAUGGUGCAUACAAGAUCACACAAUUGUGUAAAUUUUGUGACGUGAGAAUUUCCACCUGUGACAACCAGAAAUCCUGCAUGAGCAACUGCAGCAUCACUGCCAUCUGCGAGAAGUCACAAGAGGUCUGCGUGGCUGUCUGGAGAAAGAAUGACGAGAACACAACACUAGAGACAGUUUGCCAUGACCCCAAGCUCAAGUACCACGGCUUUGUUCUGGAAGAUGUUGAUUCUGAAAAGUGUAUUAUGAAGGAAAAAAAGAUGCAGGGCGAGACGUUCUUUAUGUGUGCCUGUAGCGCUGAGGAGUGCAACGACCACAUCUUCUUCGAAGGUGGAGAUGUUCCCACAACCAACCCUGACUUGUGGUUAGUAAUAUUCCAAGUCACUGGCGUCAGCCUCCUGCCUCCACUGGGGAUCACCAUUGCGCUCAUUGUGGCCUUCUACUGCUACCGCGUUCACCGGCGCCAGAAGCUGAGCCCCUCCUGGGAGACCAGCAAGCCGCGGAAGCACAUGGAGUUCAGCGAGCAUCUUGCCAUUAUUCUGGAAGAUGACCGCUCCGACAUCAGCUCCACGUGUGCCAACAACAUCAACCACAACACGGAGCUGCUGCCCAUUGAGCUGGACACUCUGGUAGGGAAAGGCCGCUUCGCCGAGGUCUACAAGGCCAAGCUCAAACAGAACACUUCUGAGCAGUUCGAGACCGUGGCGGUCAAGAUCUUCCCUUAUGAGGAGUACGCCUCCUGGAAGACAGAGAAGGACAUCUUCUCGGACAUCAACCUGAAGCAUGAGAACAUACUCCAGUUCCUGACGGCCGAGGAGCGCAAGACAGAGCUGGGGAAGCAGUACUGGCUCAUCACUGCCUUCCACGCCAAGGGCAACCUCCAGGAGUACCUCACGCGGCAUGUCAUCAGCUGGGAGGACCUGCGCAAGCUGGGCAGCUCCCUGGCGCGGGGCAUCGCACACCUGCACAGCGACCACACCCUGUGCGGGAGGCCCAAGAUGCCCAUUGUGCACCGGGACCUCAAGAGCUCCAACAUCCUUGUGAAGAACGACCUGACCUGCUGCCUGUGUGACUUCGGGCUUUCCCUGCGUCUGGACCCUACUCUGUCGGUGGAUGAUCUGGCCAAUAGUGGGCAGGUGGGAACUGCAAGAUACAUGGCCCCCGAAGUCCUUGAGUCCAGGAUGAAUUUGGAAAAUGUUGAGUCCUUCAAACAGACAGACGUCUACUCCAUGGCUCUGGUGCUCUGGGAAAUGACAUCUCGCUGCAAUGCAGUGGGAGAGGUGAAAGAUUAUGAGCCCCCGUUUGGUUCCAAAGUGCGAGAACAUCCCUGUGUCGAGAGCAUGAAGGACAACGUGUUGAGAGAUCGAGGACGACCAGAAAUUCCCAGUUCCUGGCUCAAUCAUCAGGGCAUCCAGAUGGUGUGCGAGACACUGACCGAGUGCUGGGACCACGACCCAGAGGCCCGGCUCACGGCCCAGUGCGUGGCAGAGCGCUUCAGCGAGCUGGACCACAUGGACAGACUCUCCGGAAGGAGCUGCUCCGAGGAGAAGAUUCCUGAAGAUGGCUCGCUAAACACUACCAAAUAGCUCUUCCUGGGCAGGCUGGGCCGAGCCCAAAGAGGCCACUCCAUCACCAAAGACCAGAGGCAGCAGGAAGCUGCCCCUGAACCAAUGCUUCCUGGAAACCCAGGGGUCCCUCCCCUCCCUGGAAUCUGUGGGGAUUGAGCAGAAACAAGAAGACAGCAGGGAGGGGGGGACACAAAGCAUUCAAUGCCUUUGACAUUGUCAUAGGAUAAGCUGUUAGCACUUCCUCAGGAAAUGAGAUUGAUUUUUACAAUAGCCAAUAACAUUUGCACUUUAUUAAUGCGUGUAUAUAAAUAUGGAAUAGCUAUGUUUUAUAUAUAUCUAUAUAUGUCAUAUCUAUAUAUACAGCCAUACUCUGGAAGGUGACAAGGAAAAAGAUCAAAUAUUCCCAGGAAAUUGGUUUGCUUGAAGAGCUCCAGAACAGAGCACAGAAGGAAGGGAUUCAUUUCACAUUAGCAUUUGUCAAUCGCGCACACAGUGGUUCUUUGCAUUAGGAGGGGGGCUUUGCAUUAGGAGAGAGACUCUGCAUCUCAGAGUUCACUGUGGCCCCUUUGCACUUGCUUCGCUAUACAAUUAUUCCCUGCACUUGGGUCCCUCCUUGGCUGUGGUAGUCAAGACAGUCUGUUUGGGCACCAGGUCUGGAGGUGCCUGUGUGCCAGUGUUAUCUCCUGGACUUUUCACUUGAACUUCAAGCUCCACUUUAACUUCAAACUACCUUCCUCAACUAGCUGGAAACUCUACUCCAUCUCUAGUCACUUAAAAAUUUUGAGCCCCAUUUUUCACUUUAUCAAGCUGCGGGGGAAAAAAACAUCAGACCAGAUCUCUCCACUCAUGAAAUUGCCACACCUUCUACUAAUGAGAGAUUGUUCUUUUGUUAAACCACACAAAAAAAUCCCUCUCCGCCUCACAAUGCCCAUGUUUCUGUUCUCACUCCCCGCCCUUCUCCCUGUCCUAUAAGGGGAAAAAUCUCCCCUGCAGGCUUUGUUGUAUGAUUUUUCAUACAUUUGGUUUGAGUCUGAAGCUUUCUUUGCAAACGCCAGUAGAGCCCAUCUUUCUGGGCUCCUGAAUACUCAAGAAACAUAGUGAAAGGAUUUGAGCUGCACCUUACUGCACAGGCAAGACUUUUUCCUCAGGCACUCUUGAACUUGUGCUUUGCUUGGCCUGCAGAGCACUUCACAAAUGAGCCACUUUUUAAAUAUUUGAAGAUUUUGCAAAAAAGAUCUGGAUCCCCAGGUGAGGAUAGAUAGCAGACGGUUUCCAGUUCCCUCCGGUCCACACCAUUCACAAAACAUGAGGACACUCAAAGCUGCUUCACUUCUCGCUAUGAACAUUGGCAUUUUUCACUGCCCACUCCCACCAGGAAUUAAACUUGCCUUUAACCAAGGUCCCUUGUAAGAACUGUGCAUCGAAGCAGUCAAUCUCUGGCUGUGUAAUAUAAUUCGGAUCCCUCCCUCCACCUGACCUGGUGUUAAGAUUUGGAGCUGGUCUUUUCGGACUAAAGGAGCCUCCUCUAAGUGGUCUCUGUGAGCCUACCACAGGGCUUAGAUAUAAGAGCUAUGCCUACCACAUUAGGGACAGGAGCCUUGUCUUCCACUGGGCUGACAUCACAGCUAUGGUCUCUCCAGCAUACCAGCCUUUGCAGAAUUUGCUAGUGAGGACUUGAAUGCAGGACACCAUUGUCCCAUUUGCAGUUAGGAAAUAGGUAUCCACAGGGGCCAAGAACAAAGCUUUAAUACUCCAUAGGAAACCUGUUAAUCCACACAUGUAUUAAUGCUGCAAAUAACAAUCUCUUUUUUUUUAUAAAAAAAUGUUUUUGAAGCUACUUAUUUUCAGCCAAAUAGAAAUAUUAGCAAAGGACUGAGAGUGAGCAAAUCAACUUGAUUUGGAUUUUGGAAGGUCUCAUUUUAUUGGGGUUUUCGCAGACAUGCUGAAGUUUGGGGUGAGGUAGAACUUUCUAGGCAUAUAGCUCAGUUGCCGUGAGAUGAAAGAAAUAAGGACAAUUUGGCUGCAGUGCCUUAGAAAUGUCCAAAAAUUCUGUGCUCUUUAAGGCUUGUUGAUGCCAUCCCAAUAGCUGUUGCUCAUUGACCUCUAGUGGUGAAUGUUUAGAAUACUGGUCCUUGAAUGCGAUCUUCCAAGAUUCAAAAAAGCUUUAUCAUUUCUGGUUGCUCAUCAGCAUAAACUGGAAUGUCGUAUCAGAUGAUACUGUGGCUUGUUUGUUUGUUUUUAUUAUGCAAGAAAAAGACCAAGACUACAUUCUGUAUUUCCUAAAAAUACUACUAUGCAUAAAGGGAAAGUUUUAUUCUUUUAUGGAACACUUCACAGUACUCAUGUAUUAAAAUAGGAAUGUGAAUGCUAUAUACUCUUUUUAUAUCAAAUGUCUCAAGCACUUAUUUUCAUCCUAUGCAUUUUUUUGGCUUUUAUAUAAAUAAAAUGUUUAUUAGAUUAAAUAAAGCAAAAAUACU